UACUGUUAAACUAACACAUGAUCUGAGUUCAAAAUCAUUGCAGUUGUGUCCGAGUCAUCUUACUAUAGCUACUAAAAUUCUGACCGAUCUUUAAAAAUCUCACACUUAAGAUUGAUACCCCACCCCAUUAAUGCACCUCUCACUCCCGUGAGUAAAAAUAAUCAAUCCUCCGCCUAUAUCACCGGCGGCACACCGUCGCCGGCAACCUAUUUCUCACUCAUUACUUUACUUGCUCAAUAAUUACAUUUCCAUUUUCAUAUACUUUAUUUUUUUGGAUUUGAUUGAAAAUUGAGAUUUGUGAAGCUGAAUAAAAAACCUUUUUUUUUCCUUCACAGACAAAUACCCGCACACUCAUUUUUUUUUUUCUUUUCCUUCUUCAACCACCGUCUUCUGUUUUCGCUUGCUUCACACUCUUCUUCAACAACCCACCAAAAAUCUUCACUAACCCUUCAACCAAAAAACUCAAAUUCUGAAUCUUUGAGCAAAAUAACCACGUGGGUUGUGUUUAUUUUUUAGAGAGAGAAACUCUAGAGAUAAACAGUGUAGAGAGAGAAACAGUGUCGUGUGUGGUAUGGUAUGGCUCAGCAGAGGCAAUCGGGAACGGAGAGGCUUGGGGUGAGAGUAGGGUCUCUGGAUCUGCAUAGCACCAAUGGCUCCAGUGAUCAUGUUGCUAUUGGGAUUCGCGGUGGUGUUGGGAUUAAGCAGCCGCGGCUCCGGCGAUCGGCACGAUCCGAUAGAGGAGUGCGGUUUUCAGUGAUUGCAAUCUUGGUUUUUCUCUUCAUCGUACUUGUUGUUACUUUCAUGGUGUUUUCUUACAUUUCUAGAGAAGGUGAAGUUUUGAGUUCUGAAUUAAGUAACAAGGGUGAUGAUACUGAUGAUAUAAAGGGUGAUUCUGAUUUUCUUACAAAUGUACCACGGAUAGAGAAGAAAGUUCUUGAUUUUGGACAUGAUUCUGGGGGACGUGGCCGAGAUUCGAGGUAUUGGGAUAAGGAUGAUAGGAGAAGGGAUGGUGGUUAUGAUGAGGAUAUGAAGGAUCAGAUAAGUAAGGAUCUUGGAGAUGCAAAUGCUGACGAUGCUAAUCGUGUAAAGAUGAAUCACAGUAUUAAGUUUUCCCAGGAUGGUUCUCACACGGGUUUAAGGCGAAAAGGUGUUGGCUUGUAUAAUGAGGCGGGGCGUCAUGAAUUGAAAAGGUAUGAAGCAGAAUACGAGGCUUCUUUGAAAAAUGUGAGACACUCCGCUGGAGAUGGUGAGAAAUUACCGCAUGAUGCUGAUAUGGAAAAGAAGAAUGCGGCAGUCGACAUUGAUGAUGAGUAUGAUGACUUUUUCGAUUCUCACGAUCCUCAAACGGAAGACUCUGCUGAUAGUGGAAAUAUGGGAGGGAAACAUUCUAAUGCACUAAGUUUGGACAGUGAAGUUCAGAAUGAAUCUCAUGAUUCUUCUGAUAUGGGAACUAAUGAUGAUGUUACUCCUGAGGAGGAUAUUGAUGGGGAAUCUUCCCUUAACAAAAAAAAUUCUCCUGGUGGAAAAACAAAUUCUAGACUUUCAGAUAUUGCAAAUGAACGAACCAACAGAAAAUCACGUCCUGAAACAAAGAGGAAAGGCAAGCGUCGCAAAUACUCAGGUUCGUGUGAGAUGAAGGUGUUGAACUCAACAUCUCAACUUGUAGAACCACUAGAAAGUCGAAAAUUUGCAAGAUUUAACUUACAAUAUGUGGAGACAGAAGAGAAGCCACUGGGAGUAGAACAAUGGACGCCAAGAUUUGCCGGCCAUCAGAGCUUAGAAGAGAGAGAAAAUUCAUUUUUGGCACGUGAUCAAAACAUAAAAUGUGGUUUUGUUAAAGGCCCUGAAGGUUCACCCAGCACUGGUUUUGACAUGUCAGAAGAUGAUGAAAGUUACAUUAGUAGAUGCCACAUUGCUGUGAUUUCAUGCAUAUUUGGAAAUUCUGAUCGCCUAAGGACCCCGGCCACCAAGACGAUCAGUCGUUUGUCAAGAAAGAAUGUCUGCUUUGUUAUGUUUACCGAUGAGAUUACAGUGCGGACACUUACUUCUGAGGGCCAUCCACCAGAUAGAAUGGGUUUCAUUGGCUUUUGGAAGUUAGUGGUAGUGAAGAAUCUACCUUAUGAUGAUAUGCGGCGAGUGGGCAAAAUACCAAAGUUAUUGGCCCAUCGACUUUUUCCCUCUGCAAGGUAUUCAAUUUGGUUGGAUAGCAAAUUAAGGCUGCAGCUUGAUCCUUUACUCAUCUUGGAGUACUUCUUGUGGCGAAAGGGUUAUGAAUUUGCAAUAUCCAAUCACUAUGAUCGGCAUUGUGUUUGGGAAGAGGUAGCACAAAACAAGAAAUUGAACAAGUAUAAUCAUACAGUUAUAGAUCAACAAUUUGCAUUUUAUCGGGCUGAUGGACUCCAAAAAUUUAAUGCAUCAGAUCUAAACAAGCUUCUUCCAAGCAAUGUACCAGAAGGCUCUUUUAUUAUUAGGGCACACACCCCUAUGUCAAAUUUGUUCAAUUGUCUCUGGUUCAAUGAAGUUGAACGAUUUACUCCUCGUGAUCAGCUGAGUUUUGCAUAUACAUAUCAAAAGCUGAGAAGGAUGAAUCCUGAUAAACCUUUUCAUCUUAAUAUGUUCAAGGAUUGUGAAAGGAGACACAUGGCUAAGUUGUUCCAUCAUAGAAUGGACGAGAAGAGGAAUACACGUAAAAAAGCAAUUGAAUAAUGAGAGUUUUUAUUAACAUUCUUCUUAUCACUAUAGUAGGCUUGAUAUAAUGUACAUGGCCAUUCUCUUCCAUAUCUGUUCAACUUGUGAUCUAUGCUGACCAUAUGCUAUAGAGUUCGUUUCACGGUUCGGCCGACUUGAUGAUUCAUUCAACACAGGGGUUUCUUGAAGAAUUGAAAUGCAUCUCAAACUACAAUCCACUAUGAUGCUGUCAUCCAUGGAAGCAUAAUUUGUGGUUAUGUUUUAUCAAUGAUUCAUAUCUCUUGUAUUCAUCAAUUUGUGACAGAAUUCAUUUAUGCCUUGGGAGACAAGCAAAGCAUCGUAUGAACCCCUAGCGGUCACUUCCACGAUUACAGCUCCUGCUCAUAUUUCAUUUCUUAAUUCAAAAUUGGGAUUGUUUGUAUGUAGAAAAUUUUGAUAGGUCAUUCACACUCAUGUUAGAAAUCUGACUCAUGAUUCUUAUCCCAUUGAUUUUAUUACUUAAAUAUUACAUUUUGCUUGCAUGGACGGAUGGGUUGCACAUACCUGACUCUGAUUUGUUUAUAUGAUGAUGGUGAUCUUUUUU
Messenger RNA from Medicago truncatula (barrel medic), 3271 nucleotides. RefSeq lists its product as uncharacterized. Bases 577 to 2706 code for a protein of 709 amino acids. The record is from RefSeq and is a predicted model, not a curated record. The transcript is spliced from 7 exons. NCBI's taxonomy places the organism in Eukaryota, Viridiplantae, Streptophyta, Magnoliopsida, Fabales, Fabaceae.